Molecule: messenger RNA, 2539 nt
Organism: Molossus molossus (Pallas's mastiff bat)
Lineage: Eukaryota; Metazoa; Chordata; Mammalia; Chiroptera; Molossidae
Gene: KDELR1
Product: KDEL endoplasmic reticulum protein retention receptor 1
Exons: 5
Coding region: 193-831 (212 amino acids)
Biological process (GO): protein retention in ER lumen; endoplasmic reticulum to Golgi vesicle-mediated transport
Cellular component (GO): cis-Golgi network; membrane; endoplasmic reticulum
Molecular function (GO): ER lumen protein retrieval receptor activity
Source: RefSeq, a predicted model, not a curated record
CUCCCACUUCCCAGCUCCGGCUCUGCCACCAGCUCCCGCCUCGGAUCCCCCUCCCUGAGCCCCCUCCCAGGAGCGGAGCCCACCCGAGGGGCCCUCUCCCGUCCUCCAGCCAGCCGCCCGGCCAGAACAGCAGCCCCGGGGGGCAGUCCCCCAACAGCCUGCCUCCCUCCAGCCCUUCUAGAACCCCCAAACAUGAAUCUCUUCCGAUUCCUGGGAGACCUCUCCCACCUCCUAGCCAUCAUUUUGCUACUGCUCAAAAUCUGGAAGUCCCGCUCGUGUGCUGGGAUUUCAGGGAAGAGCCAGGUCCUGUUUGCUGUGGUGUUCACUGCCCGCUACCUGGACCUUUUCACCAACUACAUCUCACUGUACAACACGUGCAUGAAGGUGGUCUACAUCGCCUGCUCCUUCACCACAGUCUGGAUGAUUUACAGCAAGUUCAAAGCCACUUAUGAUGGGAAUCACGACACGUUCCGGGUGGAGUUUCUCGUUGUUCCCACGGCCAUCCUGGCGUUCCUGGUCAACCACGACUUCACCCCUCUAGAGAUCCUCUGGACCUUCUCCAUCUACCUGGAGUCGGUGGCCAUCCUGCCGCAGCUGUUCAUGGUGAGCAAGACGGGUGAGGCGGAGACCAUCACCAGCCACUACCUGUUCGCGCUGGGCGUCUACCGCACGCUCUAUCUCUUCAACUGGAUCUGGCGCUAUUACUUCGAGGGCUUCUUUGACCUCAUCGCCAUCGUGGCCGGCCUGGUCCAGACGGUCCUCUACUGCGAUUUCUUCUACCUCUACAUCACCAAAGUCCUGAAGGGGAAGAAGCUGAGUUUGCCAGCGUAGCCCUGGCCCUUGGCCGUCGCUCUCCUGGGCAGCGGAGAGAGGCAGAGGAAGGCGACGAACGGCGAAGAGCCUUCCUGUCCAGUGGUGACUUUUUUAAGAACCAACUUUUCCCCGCUCCCCAUCUUCCUCCUGCCGGGUUUCAGGGGGUGGUGGAGGACCCAGGGCUUGGGGAGCUCAGGACCUGGGCUGUUUGUAGUUUUUUGCCUUUUAGAGAAGAAAAAAAAUAAUCUUUCCACGAUUUAGUUUUUGAUUCUGAUGACUCCUUUCUCUUCUACUCUCUGGCCCUGAUUUUUAUAAACUGUUUCAAGUAUCCUACAAUGGGGGGGUGCGGGGUGGGAGAUCUUUUUUUUCUCCCAAGCCCCUUAGCUCCCCUCCAGAUCCUGCCCCUGGCCCCACUGUUUGCCAAACACUAAAUCUGUCUACAGCUGCCUCCCCGCCCUCCCACCCUGGCCGUGAACGUAGCCCUUGCCCCCCAAACUUCUGGGCUAGGGAAAGGGAGGAGGGGAGGAAAGGUCUCCCCUAUUUUUUUCAUAAUAAUUUUUCCCAGAGUUUGGGGUUUUUUAGUCCUGUCCUCGUUUUGGGGGCAUUUAGGGGGCCGGCUCCAGGGUCACCGUGACUCUGCCAUCAUGUUUUUGUACAGAAGUGAUGGUUCUUUGUUCUCUUGAAAUAAACCGAGGAAAAUGAUGCCUCUCUUUCGCUACUCCUUGCCCUCUCUCUGGCGUUUGUGGGGUCCCAGCCCGUCUGUUUCCCACUGACCGUCCGCAGGCGACAGGCCUGGGAGGAGCAGGAAGAAAAGGAACUGGGUUUCCCAAGACUGAGCUGUGCCUUGACUCCUCACGGUCCCACUGGGGAAGAUGCUCUGGAGAACAAAGCCUCGAAGAUUCUUCCCAUCUUGGCCAGAACGUCCCUGACUGUUCUCCCAAAGCUCUGGAGGGCACCAGCAGGCAGCCCCUGUCCCACCCUCAUCUGCCGUUUUAUUGAGCUAUUCUGUUUUCUUAAAAAGAGAGAGAGAUCGGUCGUCAGUCUUUAAAAACCAGAGUUUCACGUUAAAAUCUGAGUUUCUGGCUCCUCUCGGGAACGAUCCGUCAGCCUGACAAUGCCGGGUCCUUGUUUCCAGCUGGAGCUGACGGGGUGGAUGUGAGCCUGCCGCCACCUGCCGCCACCUUCCGCCACGGUCCCCAGGACUUGGCUGAGGGGUCACUGCCAUUCAUUAGCGGCUGACACCUCAUUUUCUGUUUUUGUUCGUGGAGUUAAAAAGAAAGUGAGAGAUUUUCCAUGUCUCCCUCCGGACUGGCUCCACACCUGGCCUGUUUCCUUCGUUUGCAUUACCUGCCUGGCCCUUGGAAGCUUUGGGGGCCCUUGGAAGCGUUGAGGGUUUUGUCAGACUCCCUAGUGGCCGCCGAGACCUUCCUUAGGGGCCCCCAGGUCUUCUGUAGGAUGGCUCUGGAAACUUCGGGAGGCAAGUAGCUGGCAGGCAGGUAGCUGGCGUUUCCUGAGCAUUUUUCUAGUGCCAGGCAAUGUGGUUACACGGAGGAGCCCGCUGGGCCCUCUGCACCCCUGCAGGGGGACACUGCAGAGGAGGCAACCGAGGCUUGGAGGGCGAGGGGCAGAGGCGGCUCGUGCCCAGGCUCCCUGCCGCUGCAGCCUGGGUGUUUAGCUGCUGCUGUGGAGUUUUCCACGAUGUUUCUCUUGAUUUUUUUGUUAAUCC